AGUAGCUAGCUAGUUAGCAGCUAGCUUAACCAACCAGCUAGGUGGCAGCGCGGUUUGACGAGAGCCUCAGAAAAAUAUUUAUAGUUCGACACCCAUGGCCUCCUCUGCUCCACACAACUUCUCCUGGGUGGAAUCCGGCAAACUGGCCGGCCUGGCGUUGCCCAAGAUGACAUGUGAAUACCAGUACCUGCUGGACAAUGGCAUCAAACACCUGGUUUGCCUGUGUGAGAGGAAGCCACCUUACUACGACUCGUGUCCAGAGCUGCAGCUUCACCACAUCAAGAUAGUCGACUUCACUCCUCCUUCACCGAGUCAGAUCGACAGAUUCCUCUCCAUCGUGGAAGAAGCCAACUCUAAGGGGGAGGGCGUGGGAGUUCACUGUAUGCACGGUCACGGGAGAACGGGGACCAUGCUGGCCUGCUACCUGGUGAAGACGAAGAAGAUUUCAGGGAUCGACGCGAUCAACGAGAUCCGCAGACUGAGGCGAGGUUCCAUUGAAACUCACGAACAAGAGAAAGCAGUGGUGCAGUUUUAUCAGCGCACAAAGUAACUUUAAUGGAAGGAAGUUUAGCAACAUACAGCAACGAUUUAUACAGUAAAUAAGCAUAAAAUAAUAUUAACUAUUACUAAAUUAAAAGUUUAUUAUCUGGAAAAUAUGAAAAACAAUGUUUAAACUGUUGACAAAUCUCCAAAAAUGAUUUUAACAGACAAUACUGAUCUUGAAAUGACUAAGUCACACAUUUCUACCAUAAAUGCAUUCUCCUGCUGCCUUUU
This is a messenger RNA of Stegastes partitus (bicolor damselfish), 774 nucleotides long. RefSeq names its product dual specificity protein phosphatase 23-like. The transcript has 3 exons. Gene Ontology annotation, biological process: protein dephosphorylation. Lineage: Eukaryota; Metazoa; Chordata; Actinopteri; Pomacentridae. Bases 95 to 550 code for a protein of 151 amino acids. The record is from RefSeq and is a predicted model, not a curated record.